Messenger RNA from Spinacia oleracea (spinach), 2313 nucleotides. RefSeq lists its product as uncharacterized. The transcript is spliced from 2 exons. The record is from RefSeq and is a predicted model, not a curated record. NCBI's taxonomy places the organism in Eukaryota, Viridiplantae, Streptophyta, Magnoliopsida, Caryophyllales, Amaranthaceae. Bases 375 to 2087 code for a protein of 570 amino acids.
ACGUCUUUCUCUUCAGUUCUCACGUUGGUUCCUUUCACUUUCACUAUCCCUCUCCCAGUUCCCUUUCUUGAAUCUUCUCUUCUGCAAUUUUUGGCCAAAAAAAAAAUGAAAAAGAAAGUCUCAAAAUUGUCUACAGUAAACAUUCCAUAAAAUAUUCCACUCUGCUGCUCUUUAUUCUGAUAAUUUCUCCUUUCUCUCUCUUUCCAUUUAAAAAUCCAACCUGUCUGAAAACUUCAAAUCUUCCCCCAGAAAAAUUGAUGAACAACCCAUUUCUCAAAAUGCCCCAAAUUCUUUGGAUCUAACCCUUAAUUUUAAAGGCUACCUCACAUUGUACUCAAAAACCUCAUUCCAAUUUGUAGAGUAGAAGGUGGAAAAUGAGAGUGCUGAGUGAAUCUUGGUGUUUUUGCAAUGGUGGGGGCAAGUCUGAAAGACUCAAAGCUUCUAUUUUUACUACUAAAAGCUCAGCAAUGGCGAAACUUUCAACUUCCUCCGCCUCUUCCGCCUCCGCUAGCUCCGUCGGUGGCGGCGGAGAAGCUUCUGGAACUGGGUUUUUGAUUCACAGGAAUCUCCUUCUGACCACCCAUGGAAAUCUUCCUUCUGUUAAUGUUGCUGAGUCUGCUGAGAUCCGGCUUCAAAAUGGUGUUCCUGCCACUCUUGUUCCUCACAGGUUUUUUAUCACCAGUUCUGUGCUUGAUCUUACUAUCGUGGGCUUGGAUACAAAUGAAGGAGAUUCAGUUGCACAUGGUCAGCAACCUCACUUCAAAAUUUGUUCUAAACUAAACCUCGAAUUAGGCAACAUUGUAUUUCUUCUAGGGCAUGCAGAGAAAAAACAGCUGUUAAUUGGCGAAGGGAAAGUGGUGAUAGCUACAGAUAAUCUCAUAAAACUAUCAACAGAAGGCUUUACUUGGAGCCCUGGAUCUGCCGGUUUUGAUUCGCAAGGUAAUCUUGCAUUUAUGAUCUGUGAUCCAAUGAAGCUAGCCACUUCACCAAACACCAAAUCUUGUUCAACUUCUUCAUCUUCUUCAGCAUCUUGGAAGAAGGAUCUUCCAAUGCAAUUUGGCAUCCCGAUGCCCAUUAUCUAUGACUGGUUAAAUCAGCAUUGGGAAGGCAGCCUCGAUGACCUCAGCAAACCGAAAUUACCGCUGAUGCGGUUGGUGUCAGCCGGCCAUAGAAGUGAGCAUUCUUGUGCUUCUUUUACAAUGAGGCAAGUUUUCAAGGCAACUGAUGAAAUUGAGGGAGCCACGUCAUCAUCAAAUACCGUGUCAAAACCUAGAGACCAACCUGGACAAGGGUGUCCUGCAGCUGGACUCACCGGAGAGGACGACAAAGCACAUGGUAGCACAACUCACCUUCAGGGAAUUCCAACCCCUGAAAUCUAUGAAUCACCAAAGGUAACUGCAAACCCUGUGAAGAAGAACGAAACUACGCAAAUACAAAUACAACUCUUGGAUAUCAAUUUCCCUCCAAGGGUAUUCAAACCCCCAUCAACCCGACCUUCGAAGGAACUUCUUCCAGGUUCAGGUGAGAAUUGUGUGAAUGAAGCUCCUUUAUUAAGUUCAAACAAAGAGGAAAGAGAGGAAGCAAAGCAAAGGAAAGAUAACGAGGCAGCUUUAAUGGAGGAAACUGGCUCAACUGGUUCAGUAGGUGAUGCACAGAGCGAGGUGCAGUCUAGUUGUUCACCAGUUGUAGCAGUAUCAGGAGUUAGAGAUGCAGAAAGCAGUGAUGAAGAGACAUUGUAUUCAGCAGAAACUGCUGAAAGCAGAAACUAUAAUAGCCCUAGGGAAGGGAAGUUCCAGCCUGUUGGGAGGAGUCAAAGUUGUGUGAGUUACAAUAGGUGGGGCCCAGUUCACCGGAAUCCGGUGGCUCGAAGGACAUCAUUAGAGAAACAGAGGAGUUUUAUGCAGCCGAGAAAGACUUACUCACAAGGAGCUCCAUCUCAUAAGACAAUGGACUAUUUCAGUCCUACAGUGUCUUCUGUCAUGAAGAAGCGGAACAACGAGCAGCAGCAGCAGCGUCAGCCGCCACCACAACAACCAAUCAAGCCACGGCCAACUGCAGUAAAUUCUUCGCCUAGGUGGAAUUUUUGAUGUACCUACAAAAUUGUGAAAUGUAGAAGAUUAAAAAGAUAUAAUCCUAUAAAGUUAUAACCCUUCUGUUGUGGUACAUGGAAAGUGAGUCAGCUUGGUUCAAUUGUUUCCAUUUUCUUACACUGUAAGUUGUAACUAAUUAAUUUGUUGUGACCACCAUUUUAGACAGGCACCUCUUAAUUAAUAAUAAGAAAAAUAUGAGAAAUGUUGUAUGAAAUGCUUCAAA